Molecule: messenger RNA, 1809 nt
Organism: Jatropha curcas
Lineage: Eukaryota; Viridiplantae; Streptophyta; Magnoliopsida; Malpighiales; Euphorbiaceae
Gene: TPR8
Product: Tetratricopeptide repeat (TPR)-like superfamily protein
Biological process (GO): post-translational protein targeting to endoplasmic reticulum membrane
Cellular component (GO): membrane; TRC complex
Molecular function (GO): protein binding; molecular adaptor activity
Source: RefSeq, a predicted model, not a curated record
CUUACGGCCCAAUUCCUUUUGAAAGCGGUUCCGGUCUUCCAGGAUUUUCCAGCAUUUGGUUAAAAGAAGGGAUUCCCCAAAAUCCAACCUGUAGAUGUUCCGAUUCCUGGGAGGUGCAUCGCCAACCCUGCAACCAAACCUACGGCCUUCACUAUCGCUGGAGCAUUUUUCCUCUCAUAGCCUCGUCGUUCCCUUGCUCUUUCCUCUUCUCCCCUGCGUUAUUGAACGUCGGAAAAUAACAUCAAAACCCUUACUCUUAUCAUGUGCCCGCGUUAAGCCUCUUUCUACCGGUCUCUCUGUUUCUCUCAAUGGCGAACUUGAAAACAGAUUCUCCACUCUCUCUUCGCAUCGUUCGUGCCUUCCUCGACUUCCUCAACUCCGUUGAACCCGCACCUGGUGUUGAUCUUGAAGGUCUAGAAGUUGCCAGGGAAUGUUUGACUGAGGUUUUUAAGCUCGAUUCAACAUCUACCAGUGAUUGCAUAAAACCUGGUUUAUUGGUUGACUUAUUUCGUUCACUGGAGGUAAAUGAGGAUCAAAACAUCAAAUCAAAUUUGAGUCAUGGAGCUGCUCCAGUAGAUGCUUCUAGUUCAUCCCAUGUCCAGAACAGUGCUGUUGAUGCUCAUCGCGUAGAAGCUUCUAGGACUCUGGGUGACGAUUGGACAGAACCAUCUUAUGCAACGGGGAUUUCCAAAGAUGAACUCUUUGGGCAAUUCUUUGCUGCCCUUGAGAAAAUUCACUUUUUUAAGAGCACGCUUGAUGGGAACGAUGAUCCAGUUCAACUGGAUAAAGCAACACGUUUAUUUCAUGAUGCUCUAAAUGAGAUGGAAAAAGCUGGAUGCCAAUCAUAUAACCGGAACAGUCUGGCAGAAACAUUCAAGUCGCAAGGUAACAUGGCCAUGCAGUCAAAGAUGUACUCUAAUGCAAUUGAGUUGUAUUCAUGUGCCAUUUCACUGUCUGAAAAUAAUUCCAUUUAUUACUGUAACAGGGCUGCUGCUUUUACUCAGAUCCACAAAUAUGCUGAAGCAAUCAGAGACUGCCUUAAAUCCAUUGAGAUUGACCCAAAUUACAGUAAGGCAUACAGUCGUCUUGGACUGGCGUAUUAUGCACAAGGAAACUACAGGGAUGCUAUUGAUAAAGGAUUUAGCAAAGCUUUGCAACUGGAUCCCCACAAUGAAUCAGUCAAAGAAAAUAUUCAGGUAGCUGCACAGAAAUUGAAAGAAAAGCAGCAACGGACUGGACGGGAUCAGAAUACAAAUUUGUCCACUCGUGAUGGUCAAGAAUUUAAUAGCCAGUUUCCUCCAUUUCCAUCAAUGCCAUUCAACACUAAUGCCAUUCCUGUCAAUUUUACAAACAUUUUAAGAGACAUGGCUGCACAAGUCUACCCAGGCGGGCACCCUCAAGACAGGCAAGGAGAAGAUCGGAAUUCUAAUGAAGCUGAUGAACCAGAAAUAAGUCUAGGUGGAAACAUUAAUUUAAAUCUCGGAGAAAAUAUACCUGAAGAACUCAGAGGAGCUUUGAGAUCAAUGAUGGAAAUGGUCUCUGGGGCAGCCCCUGCGCCUGCAUCCCACGGAAACCCUCAAGAUACAAAUACAACUAAUGGAAGAUCAACAAACUGAAAUUGUUGUUACAAUCUUGUAUCAUGAUCUUUCUUUUAAGAUAUAUAUAUUUUUUAAACAUUUUUAUAGAGUUUUACAGUUAUAUUUGUUAAAUGUUGAGAGGAGUUUUUUCUUGUAACGGCAAGACUUGGCCAAUUAUGUACACAUUGUAGAAUAUGAAACGCGAGUGGUUCUAUUGUGCUUCUUUUUCCCA